AUGUUAGAAAAAUCAAUCCCAUAUGAAUUGCUACGAUGCUUAACAACUGCAACGAAUUUAGCACCGCUAUCAACACCAGCUACUACAAAUUUAACAUUAAUAACAACUACAUCUGCAACGAAUACAACAUUACUGAUGACAACAAAAACAACAGUAGCAAUAGCCGCUUUGAACAGAAACGUCAACAACGUAGAAAGCAAUCAAUACGGAAAAGAUGGGAGCGGGAGAAGAGAAAAAGGUAAUAGAGGUGGUGCUGGUGGGAUUGGAAGAGGACAAGGUGGAGGAAAAGGAGGUGGUACCACAAGUGCUGCUCCUAAUCUUGGCAGUGUGAUAAACGUGAGAGAAACAGAUAGAGUAGUUGGUCCUCAAAGUGUUGAAGGUCAGGUAGGGCGGAGUGGUCAAGGAUGGCAAGCAGGCCAGGUAGGUCAAGGUGGACAAGGAAGUCAAGAUGGACAAACUGGUCGGGGAGGACAAAGAGGACAGGCAGGCCAGGGAGGUCAAGCAGGUCGGGGAGGUCAAGCAGGUCAGGCAAGCCGGGGAGGUCAAGCAGGCCGAGCAGGUCAGGCAGGCCGGGGAGGUCAAGCAGGCCAGGAAAAUCAAGGAGGUCAGGCAGGCCAGGUUGGUCAAAAAGGUCAGACAGAUCGGGGAGGUCAAGGAGGUCAGGGAGGUCAAAGAGGAAAAGAAGAACAGGCAAGCCGGGGAGGUCAAAGAUAUCAAACUGGUCGUGGAAGUGUAAACAACGGCAUUCGAAGCGAAAAUGGUGGUGAGGGCAAGCAACGAAAUUCUUCCGCUAUAUGA
This is a messenger RNA of Helobdella robusta, 798 nucleotides long. RefSeq lists its product as hypothetical. Lineage: Eukaryota; Metazoa; Annelida; Clitellata; Rhynchobdellida; Glossiphoniidae. The transcript has a single exon. Bases 1 to 798 code for a protein of 265 amino acids. The record is from RefSeq and is a predicted model, not a curated record.